This is a messenger RNA of Humulus lupulus (European hop), 1200 nucleotides long. RefSeq lists its product as uncharacterized. Gene Ontology annotation, molecular function: zinc ion binding; DNA binding; transposase activity. The record is from RefSeq and is a predicted model, not a curated record. Gene Ontology annotation, biological process: DNA transposition. The transcript has 3 exons. Lineage: Eukaryota; Viridiplantae; Streptophyta; Magnoliopsida; Rosales; Cannabaceae. The coding region runs from base 1 to 1200 and encodes 399 amino acids.
AUGAAUGACAUGAAUGAUGACUUUGGAGUAACCAUGGGAUACACAAAAGCAUGGAGAUCAAGAGAAAAAGAUUUGCUUCUAGUAAGAGGGAACCCUGAUGAUUCAUAUCAAAAGUUGCCAAUGUAUCUUUACAUGUUGAAGCAAGCAAAUCCAGGAACAGUAACACAUCUACUCACAAACAAUGAAGAUAGAUUCAAAUACUUGUACAUAGCUUUCUCUAACUCAAUCAAAGGAUUGGCUAUUGUUUCCGACAGACACAAGAGCAUAGAGAAUGCAGUAUAUAUAGUGUACCCAAAUGUGUUCCAUGGAGCUUGCAUGUAUCACUUGCUCAAUAAUUUGAAAAGCAAGUAUGGAAACCAUGGAGAAGAGCUACAAAUGAAUUUCAUUGCAGUAGCAAAAGCAUUCACAAAAAUAGAAUGUGAACACUACAUGAGAAGCCUUGAUAGACUUGACAGACGCAUUAGACCCUAUUUAGAGAAAGCCAAGUAUAAAACUUGGGCAAGAUCAUACUCACCAACAAAAAGACACAUCGUGAUGACAUCCAAUAUCGCAGAAUCGCUCAACGCUGCACUAAAAGCUACAAGAAAUCUCCCUAUUGAUAUCUUUGUUGAGUGUCUUAGAAGUUUGGUUCAAAAGUGGGUUUGGAACAAUUCAAAUAAUGCAAAUGGAACAUUCACAAAAGUGUCUACAGCAACAGAAAAUGAGUUGAGACAUGACAUUGUUUCAAAAAUGAAGUAUGAGGUCUUACUUUUCAACCCAAUAGAAUAUCAAGUUCGUGAUGAAAAGGGGACCAAUUUCACAGUAAAUAUACACAAUAGAACAUGUACAUGUAAUAGGUUUCAAGAAGAUGAAAUGCCUUAUGGGCAUGCAGUAGCUGUAAUUGCAAAGAGAAACUUGGGAGUGUAUGAUUCCUGUGCAAAGUUUUACAAAACAGAAACUUUGAAAGCAAUGUAUGAAGAAAAUGUUCAUCCUUUGCCCCAUAAAGAUGAAUGGAAUCUCCCACAACACUUAGACAUAGUGGUGUUACCUCCAAAGGCAACAAUCCCUGCAGGAAGACCAAGAAAGAAAAGAAUAAGAUCAAGAGGAGAACCAAAAGUGAUAAUCACCUGUGGUAAAUGUGACCAACCAGGACAUAGCAGGAAGACUUGCAGGAAUCCACCAAUUGACAAGGCAAACAAGCAGAAAAAACAAAAGUCAUAG